CCUGGGCAGGCAGCCCUGGGGAACGUGAAUGGUCUUUGGGAGCCGGAAGGAGGCAACAGAGGCGGCGGCGCUGGCAGCCCCUGGACUGUGGCUGGCUUGUGGGGCUCUAGCAGGCCCUUGGCCGCCCUAGCUGCUGCUUGCGGAGUUGGGGGCGCGCCUGCUUUGUGCCCCUUGCUGUGCAUCACUCUUGACUGCUGGCAGAAGGAAAGAAAGAGAAUAGAAGCUGGUGUGUAUAUAUAAAUAGUCUGGAUAUAUCUAUUCCACAGGUGGGUGAGGAAAUUUUGCAAGCAGGAAGCAAAAUUCUUAAAUGGUAUUGGCUCCUUGAAAAGCUCUAACAAUGGAUAUAUUUGGAGACCUGAGGCGAAUGAACAAGCGCCAGCUCUAUUACCAAGUCUUAAAUUUUGCCAUGAUUGUGUCUUCGGCUCUCAUGAUAUGGAAAGGCCUUAUCGUUAUUACUGGGAGUGAGAGCCCCAUCGUAGUAGUGCUCAGUGGCAGUAUGGAGCCAGCCUUUCACAGAGGAGACCUGUUGUUCUUAACAAACUUCCGCGACGACCCCAUCAGGGCUGGGGAAAUUGUGGUCUUCAAAGUCGAAGGCAGAGACAUUCCGAUUGUGCACAGAGUAAUCAAGGUUCACGAAAAAGAAAACGGCAACAUCAAAUUUCUGACCAAGGGCGAUAAUAAUGAAGUCGAUGACAGAGGCUUAUACAAAGAAGGCCAGAACUGGCUAGAAAAGAAAGAUGUUGUUGGCAGAGCACGAGGGUUUUUGCCGUAUGUUGGAAUGGUCACCAUAAUCAUGAAUGACUAUCCAAAAUUUAAGUAUGCUCUCCUGGCUGUCAUGGGCGCAUAUGUACUACUGAAACGGGAAUCGUAAAGGAACAUGGGACGCCUUGCACGACUCAUGAGCAUAGAUAUACGAAGAGAUACUAAUAUAUUUGAAACGUCCCUGUGUCUGUAUAUAAUCCGUGGUGUGCAAACAAUAUCGUAUUGUCCAAAUGCAUUUUCCUGUUCAUCUCGCAACCCUAAAAGCUUUGUGGAUGAGCCCAAUUGGUUUCAUUGGAAUGAGCUUUUAAGUGUUCUUACGGCUGCGGCCUCUUUGGAUCACAGCAACGUUCAUUGGUGUUUGUUAACAAUAUUGUUUGAGUUCCUCCAUGUCCUCACGCUUGCUGUCAACCAAGAGCAAUGGCAGAAAUACCGGGGGGUGGGAGUGGGUGGGAACGACCAUGCAAGCUUUAUUGUGUGUCUAAGGGGAUAUUGGUUGGGGGGCGGGGCGGGGGGGCUUGAUGAAAAGUUCCCAAAAGUAGAAUAUCAAAUCAGCAAAACAGAUCAGCAUGAUUGUUUUGAAAGCAUUUUAGACAGUAGCUUAACCGUUUUGAAUAUUGAGUGAAAUUCAAAGGUUCCCUUUGAAUAUCUCUCCACACAAAAAGAUCUGUUUACACCCUUUACACCCACCCCAUUGCCAAGUGGUUCAAGUAGUCACAUGCAGUCUAGUCUUGAGAAUGAGAUUGCCAAAUAUCCCAUGGUCCUGUUACCAUGCUUCUAACCAAGGUGGAGUUUUUUUUAAAGAAAAAAUGGUUUGUUGAGUAAAGGUUGCACGGUGGAGCUUUUUGCAAGAGUGGUACUGUUGAAUCAGGCUUGCUUGAGCAAAGCAGCAUGACAAUCUUGGCAUACAGUAGCACUAUUUGAAGUGAGCUCCUUGUGUUAUACGUCAGCAGAUUUCAAAGGGCCCAUACAGGUGACCAAACUCGCCUGGGUGAGUUCCAGGUUCCCCGAGGUAGCUUGUUCAUCUGCGUCAUGAUCAAGCGGCCAGGAGAAUUUUUACUAAAGACAUGUGAUUUAGAACUGUCAUGUGUAAUCAGGAACUAUUCCCAUGUCUGUAUACCCAGGAAAAUGUCUUGUGUGAAUUAGUGAUGCAUGCAUCUAAUUUCUUGGCAAGCCUGAUGCAUGAGAUGUAAGCUUUUGGGAAAUGAUUCAGAUUCAUAGAGGCCUACUGGGAAGUUGGUGGUGCUCCCAGGGCUAGAACUGUAUGUGCUUUGGGGCAGAAUUAAUGUAACUUCCUAUUGGCAAAUCCAGAAAUCGAAUAUUCAGAGCAGCUUCUGGGCAUAGAUGUUUGACUUACAUUUUGACACAUGUAUAAAGCUUCCCAAAUUGCUACUUCUGUCUUGGUAGUGACUUUUUUUUUUAAGGGGGGCAUCUCAGUCAAUACCAUAUGUACCCCAAGUAAGCCAUGAAAGUAAAAUACCUGGGACUGGUGCUAAGCUUGACACCAUUUGCUGGUAACAAAAAUAAAUAAAACCUUUAUUGAGAACUUUCAUUAUUCAACA
Molecule: messenger RNA, 2321 nt
Organism: Elgaria multicarinata webbii
Lineage: Eukaryota; Metazoa; Chordata; Lepidosauria; Squamata; Anguidae
Gene: SEC11C
Product: SEC11 homolog C, signal peptidase complex subunit
Exons: 8
Coding region: 338-871 (177 amino acids)
Cellular component (GO): membrane; signal peptidase complex
Molecular function (GO): serine-type endopeptidase activity
Source: RefSeq, a predicted model, not a curated record